CUUUCCGCUUCACAGCGGCAGACAGCCGCUCUCUUCUCACAGCAGUGGAUGAAUGUUCGCGGGGGAUGUAAAGUGUUUUCUCUUGUCACGCAGGGAAAACAUGGCGUGGAUUCUGAUCGUGCUCAUCUCUAUGUGGAUGUACCUGGUGAAGAUGUCUCCGCGCCUCUAUGAGGCAGAGGAGAACGGUGACAUCACCAUCGGAUGGGACUUUCAGACCAAAGCCGACAUGACUCGCAGCAACAUGGUUUGUUUUCUCCAGUCGGAGCCUCUGGAGCUUUUCUAUCAGAUGAUAAAGGGCGUUGAGGCUCCGGAGUCUCAGCAUCAGCGGUUCGCAGGACGGGUUCACUGCGACAGAGACGCUCUCAGAGACGGACGAGUCAGACUUCAGGUGUCCGCAGUCACAGCUGAAGACUCUGGAAACUACAGGUGUGAUCUGGCUGCUGCUUACGACAAAACCACGAGGCGGUGGGAGCUGGAGGCCUCUGAGGAGUUUGUCUUGAGUGUAAACCAAAAGAACGUCAACACACCUGGCCGGACAACUACUCCAGAAAAACAUCACACACGAAGGCACUUGACGACACUGAUGUACCAUCGUCAUGCAGGUGCUAAGCAACCAGCAGGAGCCCCAGAGCAGGGACGAGACAGAUGCAAGACAUCAAGCAGAGUUGGACCGUACCUGGCAGCCGUAGCUCUUAUAGUGCUAGUUGCCUACGCCGUGUAUCUGGUGGCUGAAGCGACACCGUGUCUCGCAGCACUGGUUGGUUGACGUCUACAACAUGAAGGUGGAGCGAUGUCUUGUGUCAUCGAAGGUCAGACGAAGGAGGGAAGCUGCUUCAUUUCAGCUCAGGUGCAAGGAGAUCAUGUGACCUCUGAGACUGAUCAAAGUCCAGAUGCACCGGCGUGUUGUGGUCCAUGUGUGAGGGUUUCACUGCACAGAGAAGGCCAAAGAAAACCGGAACAUCUGGACAGAAUAUCUUCACAUCUGGUGCUAACAUUCCCCCGGGCUCAAGGAUGAACUAGUUAGGUUUUGGUGGUCAAAGGUCAAAGGUCACGGUUUUUAACUCGGCCAUAACUCAGGAAUUCACCUGCUAAUUAACUGUAAGUGGACCGGCUGGCAGACGCAUUCAUCUGGUCCAGAUGUUUAACUCUCAGGUUGUGUGUUUGUUAUAUUUAUUAUAUACAUUUUCUACCUUCCACUGAUUUCACGUAAAGCAAUAUUACACAGGUAUGCUGUCAUACUUCUUCCUUUAUAGACAGUAUGAAAGCAGGUGGAAGAAGCUUCACUUCCAGUAUUAGUAAAACAGCUUUUCACUGCUGCAUCUGUUCCAGCUGAAGCUCGUUUGAACUACGUCUCUUUAAGGUGCUUUAGUCCAGAGGUUCCCGAGGCGUCAGGCCACUGUGUGGUUGUAAAGUGUGUUGGUGUCUACUCCAGUUUACAACAGUGUUUUAAUGACAUGUAAUAAAACACUGACUGGAUUUCCUCAGUGAGUCUGAGACACGGAGCAAAGCUGAAGAGCAGCAGCUUAAAGCGAAAAUGACACUAUCACAAACACAAAUGUAGCAUAUGACUUUAACAUUUUUAUA
Molecule: messenger RNA, 1584 nt
Organism: Seriola dumerili (greater amberjack)
Lineage: Eukaryota; Metazoa; Chordata; Actinopteri; Carangiformes; Carangidae
Exons: 6
Coding region: 53-766 (237 amino acids)
Biological process (GO): negative regulation of T cell proliferation; T cell costimulation; cellular response to lipopolysaccharide
Cellular component (GO): external side of plasma membrane
Source: RefSeq, a predicted model, not a curated record